AUGGCCAACUACCAUCCUCGCGCAGUCCAGCAUGCCAUAUCCAAUCCAUCACUCUUGCACGAAUCAGCCUUUAUCGGAGGCAAUUGGGUCUCCAGCUCGAAGACAUUCCCCGUGUACAACCCGGCUACCAAAGGCGUGAUUGCCAACAUCGCCGAUCUAGGUUUGGAUUCCUUCAAGCAGGCCAUUGACCAUGCCCAAACGGCGUUUGAAGAGUUCCGGAGCACCACGGAGCAUGGCCGGUCUCGACUGCUACACAGAUACGCCGCGCUCAUCAGGGCCAAUGCCAAGGAUCUAGCCGUGAUUCUGACCAUGGAGAACGGCAAGACGCUGGCCGAGGCUGAAGGCGAGGUCGAGUACGGCGCAAGCUUCAUUACCUGGUUUGCCGAGGAAGCCGUCCGCAACUACGGAGACAUCGUCCCAUCGCAGCAUCCCGGAACCACAAACUUCAUCGUCCGCCAGCCCGUCGGAGUCUGCGCAAUCAUCGCCCCGUGGAAUUUCCCCAUCGCCAUGAUCACCAGGAAGUUGGGACCGGCCCUGGCUGCAGGCUGCACGGUCGUCAUCAAGCCGCCGAGCGAGACGCCGCUGUGCACCCUGGCUCUCACGGAACUCGCCCAGCAAGCCGGCUUCCCGCCCAAUGUGAUCCAGGUCGUCCCAACUCGUGACAGGACAGCUGUCACCGAGCUCUACACCAACCCCGCCAUCAAGAAGGUCAGCUUCACGGGCUCGACCGGGGUUGGAAAGAUGAUCGCCGAGAAGGCCGCCGGCACGAUGAAGAAGGUAUCGAUGGAGCUGGGCGGGAAUGCCCCGUACAUUGUGUUUGACGACGCCGACCUGGACAAGGCCGUCGACGGUGUUUUGGCGUGCAAGUUCCGCUGUUCCGGACAGACCUGCGUCUGCGCGAACCGAUUGUUUGUGCAGCGAGGCAUCCACGACGCGUUCGUCCGGGCCCUGUCGGAGCGCAUGGGGGAGUUCAAGGUCGGCUCCGGCCUCGAUCCCAGCGUCACACACGGACCGCUCAUCAAUGGCGCAUCGGUGGCCAAGGUCAAGAGCCACAUUGACGAUGCCGUCGCCAAGGGAGCAAAGCUUGUCUGCGGUGGCAGCAUCAGGGACGACCUCGGCGGAUAUUUCAUCGAGCCGGCCCUGUUGACGGGCGUGACCCCGGCAAUGGCUGUGGCUCGGGAGGAGACGUUCGGGCCGCUGGCACCGGUGUUCACGUUUGACACCAUUGAGGAGUGCAUCAAAAUGGCCAACGAUACGGAGUUUGGGCUCGCUGGGUAUUUUUUCUCAAAUAACCUAAAGACCAUAUGGCAUGUGGCUGCCCAGCUCGAGGUGGGCAUGGUCGGCGUGAAUACAGGCAAGAUAAGUGCUGCUGAGGCCCCGUUUGGUGGUAUCAAGGAAUCGGGAUUGGGGCGGGAGGGAAGUAAGUAUGGUCUCGCCGAGUUCCAGGUGAUGAAGAAUAUAACGCUUGGAGAUAUGUAA
This is a messenger RNA of Phialemonium atrogriseum, 1479 nucleotides long. Its product is annotated as succinate-semialdehyde dehydrogenase. Bases 1 to 1479 code for a protein of 492 amino acids. Gene Ontology annotation, molecular function: succinate-semialdehyde dehydrogenase (NAD+) activity. The record is from RefSeq and is a predicted model, not a curated record. NCBI's taxonomy places the organism in Eukaryota, Fungi, Ascomycota, Sordariomycetes, Cephalothecales, Cephalothecaceae. The transcript has a single exon. Gene Ontology annotation, biological process: GABA catabolic process.